Messenger RNA from Erpetoichthys calabaricus (reedfish), 1256 nucleotides. It is a transcript of the gene chad, whose product is annotated as chondroadherin. Gene Ontology annotation, cellular component: extracellular matrix. The record is from RefSeq and is a predicted model, not a curated record. Gene Ontology annotation, molecular function: protein binding. Bases 1 to 1086 code for a protein of 361 amino acids. Lineage: Eukaryota; Metazoa; Chordata; Cladistia; Polypteriformes; Polypteridae. The transcript is spliced from 4 exons.
AUGCAUAAAAUCAGCUUGCUCUCACUUACUUUCUUUGCCCUAGUGGCAAUCGCUGCCUCCGGUCCUGGGGUGUGCCCUAGUCCCUGUCACUGCCAUGGAGACCUGCAGCAUGUCAUUUGUGACGACGUGGGUAUCAAGAAGAUCCCCAGAGUAUCGGACAACACCCGUCUACUAAACAUGCAACGGAAUAACUUGCCGGUCCUGCCUACGGGAGGCUUCGGCAGCAUGAAGGGGCUCAUCUCGCUUCAUCUGCAGCACUGCCAUAUCAAGGAGAUCUCAGGACAGGCUUUCAAGGGACUGAAAAAGCUCGUGUACCUCUACCUGUCGAACAACGAAAUCAGCAUCAUCAAACCUGGGGCCUUCGAAGACUUGACGGAACUGACUUAUCUUUACUUGGACAACAACCGCAUUCCUGACCUUCCCAAAGGCAUUUUCACCCCCUUAGCAAAUCUGUUCAUCCUGCAGCUCAGCGAUAACAAACUCCGUGAACUUCGACCAGGCACCUUUAGUGGGGCAAAGGACCUGCGCUGGCUUCACCUGAGUGGCAAUGAGCUGACCUCCAUCCACCCUUCGGCACUAGAUGAGGUGGAGAACCUUGCCAUUCUCCACCUCGACCGUAACCGGCUCAGCUCCUACCCAGUCUCACCUAUGAGCAAGCUUCGUGUAGUGGAGGAGCUCAGUUUGUCAAAGAACCCCAUGAAGGUGAUCCCAGAUGAAGCUUUCCAGUCUUUUGGAAGGUACAUGGAGAAGCUCUACAUGGACAACAUGGGCUUGGAGAGGUUUUCAGACGGUGCAUUUAAUGGAGUUACGGCUCUCAAGUCUCUACACAUAGAAAACAACAAGCUGAGCUCACUACCCAGCAGUCUUUCAUUUGCCACCGUAGAGAACAUAACUCUGUCCAACAACAACUGGAUGUGCAACUGCCAGCUGGCACCCCUGCGCAGGUGGAUGGACUCAAGUAGACUUCGCCCAGAUGCCACAUGUGCUUCGCCAUCACAGUACAGAGGACAACAAAUCCGAGAGAGCACCGCCUUCAGCAAUUGCAGACAGAAGUCAAAGAGGGACAAGAAGGGGACACGCCAUUAAUGAGGACGAGAUCAAAAUGAAGAAAAGUCCAAGCAGUCGUCAGCUCUAUGAAUGAGGAAGGAAGAAAGGAAGGAAGGAAGGAUAUCCACCUCCAUUCCAUCUCUCUAGUAGCCCACCUCUCCACCAAACCCACCCCUGGUGUUUCCUUUCGGAUUUUUCGUACCUUUUUG